CCUGCUCGCUGGAAGACUUUGAAAGACGAUUUAGACACGGACGUGAGAUUCACAGCUGAUGUGAUCAAAGAGCGGUUCUCGCCCAAAAAGAAGAGGGUGUCUAAUCAAGCUGAGCGAGGUAUCACGGACUGGACCCUGAAAGAUAUGCCAGACCCCCAGGGGCUUUAUCAGUCUGCUAUCAAACUUUAUGCCCUCGAGGAUGUUCCUGUCAUGGUUCCUAAUGUCCGUGACGCCGCGGGGGUGCUCAUGCACCCGUCAGAGUACACUCAGAAAUUCACUGGACCUGUGCCUGUCGUCGUGGAUGUCAAUUUACGACUCUGGACUUUUGGUCCUGACGAGAGGCGUCCGUACGGCUCUCGUGUGUACCAAACGGGACUGAGGUCGAUGAGGCUGCUGCCAACGACCGGUGCUGCCAAGGGCCUCUUCACCAAACCUGCUACCAAAGCUACAGAGGGCAAAGGGAAGCGCAAGGCCGACGGACCAGCGGGACAAGCUUCACCAGCGAAGAGAGGAGCAGGCCAGAGCAAGGCUGCUUGA
Suillus subalutaceus is the source of this 537-nucleotide messenger RNA. RefSeq lists its product as uncharacterized. Lineage: Eukaryota; Fungi; Basidiomycota; Agaricomycetes; Boletales; Suillaceae. The transcript has 5 exons. The annotation marks the transcript as partial. The record is from RefSeq and is a predicted model, not a curated record.